Maniola jurtina (meadow brown) is the source of this 1524-nucleotide messenger RNA. Its product is annotated as serine hydrolase-like protein 2. Bases 537 to 1460 code for a protein of 307 amino acids. The transcript has 7 exons. The record is from RefSeq and is a predicted model, not a curated record. Lineage: Eukaryota; Metazoa; Arthropoda; Insecta; Lepidoptera; Nymphalidae.
AAUUAUUUACAAACACAAUCGCAAUUACCUCUGAUUGAUUGACGCCUGCUCACUAUUGGUUACAAAUUACAAUAGAUUAUUGCAAAAAAAAAUCACAAAUUCAGUCGAUUUAGUUCAGUCCAAGGAACUCAAGUCAGCUGGUUUGAUUUGAUUAUUACUUUUUAGUUUAUUACUCAGUGGGUCAGUGGGUGGUGUAAAAAUGUUAUACAUCAAAACAUCUCGCACAGACCACUGUAUAGCCAUAACCAAACAACAAUUUUGUAAAUUGAAAAUUGCAGCAAAACAAAAGCAAAGAGAAUAGGGAAUAGGUAAAGUGGAAAUAAAGAUACCAAUGAAGUGCAAAGUUCAAUGAAGUCCUUUCGAAUACGACUAUUGUAAACAAAAUAACCUGAGUAAAGUGAACUUCCUGAGUUGCCUAUAAAUGAAAUAAGUUAAACUUUAAAGUGUGAAAAUAUUGGAAAAGAUAGACCUGUGUGACUAAUCUUCAGAUUGUAUUUAAGCCAAUUUCUAUAUAAAAAUCCUUAUCAAAUAGUAAAAUGACCCUUUUAGAGAAGGAAUGGUAUAUCCAAGCGCCCUGGGGACGAUUAGCCAUUAUAGCAUGGGGUGACUGCAGCGACCCGCCAGUGCUGGUGUGCCAUGGCGCCAAGGAUUCGGCUGCGAGCUUCAGACCCCUUAUGAAACUGUUGCCAAAGAAAUACUAUUACAUUGGUAUGGAGUUACCAGGCAACGGCAGGUCAGACCCCAUGCCACCGGGUCUCAUGGUCAGCUUGUAUGACCUGGUGUACAGCAUACAGGUGGUUGUCAAACACUUUCGAUGGGACACCUUCAUCUUUAUGGGACAUUCCAUGGGGUGCUCUGUAGGGUACAUCUACAACAUAUCAUAUCCGGGGAAAAUGAGCAAACUAAUUCAAUUGGAUCCUAUAAGCAUCGGCUUUGUGACACCAGUAGAAAAAUUCUCUUACUGGUACAAAAUAUCAUUCAAGGCAUAUUUUGAUAACUACGACAGAUACAAUGUUAAAAAGGACGACAGACCAAAGUAUACCAGGGAAGAAGCAGUAUCGAAACUGAUAAAACGGCGAGGAUUCACAGAGGAAGCCGCGGAAGAAACACUAGCUAGAACCAGCGAACCAGCGGGCCAUGGAUAUGUACGAUUCACCUUCGACGAUCGUUUCGAAGCAAUGACCUACCCUCCAGUUUCUCCGGACUAUAUAAAAAAGUUACUAACCAACAUGAAAAUCCCCAUUCUUACCAUAUUAGCCGACGAAUCCAUCAAGAAAGGUCGGUAUAGGGAGACGCAGUUUCUAUUAGAUGACAAGUCAUUCCCUAACAAUAACUACAGGGUGCGUGAGGUGGUAGGUCAUCACGAUUUACAUGUUGUAUAUCCGGAGAGAAUAGCGUCGUUUGUUAGUCAGUUUAUAUUGUAUGGGUUUGAGGGAUUGGAUAGAAAAUCUAAAUUAUAAGCUCUUUGAUCUUAUAUCAAUAGGGAUCAUGCGUAUGUCAAAAAUAAAUGGGUAUUUCUUAGUA